Sphenostylis stenocarpa is the source of this 1086-nucleotide messenger RNA. The record is from the annotation of a GenBank genome assembly. Lineage: Eukaryota; Viridiplantae; Streptophyta; Magnoliopsida; Fabales; Fabaceae.
AUGCAGGGGUGGUUCUCCGGCGGUGCUGAGGAGGAGGCGAAGCCUGCCUCGUCGUUACUCGCCGAUUGGAAUUCCUACGCGGCCCAAUCCUCCCAGGACGCCUCCAAUUUGGGCCUCUCCUUCGAUCUUGAAUCCGCCGUCAGGUCCGCCAACGACACCGUUUCCGGCACCUUCAGCGUAGGGAAGUUUGAUGCACAACCAGAUUCAUGCCAGGCUGACUCAACCGUCAUUUCUCCCCACCACCACCCUCAUUGCUGUGUUUUCAUUGUGGCAUUUUCAUACCUUCUGCCAGCUGCCACCACUGAUACUCCACCAUCGUCAUUUGUUGCCCUAUUUGGUACUGACAUUGGAGAGUCUCCUCCACUUGCUGUAUUCAUCUCAUUGUCCUCUACUGGAUCUGUGGUACUCUCUGCCAUUCAAUCUUUCCUUCAAUGUGUCCCUUUGAAAGUGUACUCCUCUCAACUUGAAAAGUUGGAUUGGAUGGGAGCAAAGGACGUAGGCUUGUGUAUCCAAUGCCAUACUAGAUAUGCAGCAUUUUCUAAUCUGCCAUUCAAUCCUUGGCUGGUGUCCGUCUCGGAGUUUGUGAUUCAUAUUCAUGUGAUGGUUUCUAAAGGUGUGAGAGAUCUACCCGGCAACUUCCAGUCUGCAACGAGUAGUGUGCCUUCUGGCAAAUCACUUGUGUAUUUUGGUUUGCUUCUGGCAAGUGGAGUCUUCUUUGUUUUCUUAUCAUUUACAUUAUUCCUACCCGUCAUGGUGGUUAUGCCCCAAAAGUUUGCUAUAUGCUUUACACUUGGUUGUGGAUUUAUUAUCGGAUCAUUCUUUGCUCUCAAGGGUCCCAAAAAUCAGCUUACACACAUGUUAUCAAGGGAGAGGCUCCCUUUCACAUUGGCCUUUUUAGGCAGUAUGAUUGGUACCAUAUAUGUAUCAAUGGUGCUUCACAGCUACAUCCUCUCUGUGGUAUUCUCUGUUGUGCAGGUUCUCUCACUUGGCUAUUAUUCUAUAUCAUACUUUCCUGGUGGAUCUGCUGGAAUGAAGUUUCUGACUUCUGCUCUUACCUCUUCAAUAAUGAAAUGUUUUGGGCGGUGA